AUGAGGCGGCGACUCUCUGUGUUGUUGGAAUGGACGUCAGCCAGCCACAUCCAGAUCGAUGGGCGGAUUCAACUGGUAGAUGAACCUGCAACCGGGAUCAGGGUGCUUUCCACGACGGAGAUCCUCCCGCUCUCUACUCUCGUCACCAUCCCCAAGUCUGCGCUACUCUCCUGUAAAUCGUGCUCGCGUGCGUCGCUCAUCCCGUUUGUGCCCUAUGGCCAUGGCGCCCAUCUCGCGCUCGCGUUAGCGGUCUAUUCUGAACUGUUGAAUGGCUCUGCGUCGAGAUGGUAUGGGUACUUGCAAUCCCUGCCGACCGAUAUUGUCCCAAUCGCACUCUUGUGGGGGACAGACGAUGCAGAUGAAGAUGGUAUGCAGGGACGCCUUUGGCUAACUGGCACGGAAGUAGAGAAGGAAUUCCUAGAUGAGAGUGGUGCGCUGAUCCUUGACGAAAGCCGCGAAUACUAUGCGACAAUUGUGGAACCCCUCUUGUCAAGUCUCUCGAGUUCAAACACGCUGUCAGGGUUUCUGCAUGCGUAUUCACUUGUCAGCUCGCGGGCCUUCCUUGUUGACGCAUACCAUGGAUUGUCCAUGGUCCCCAUCGCGGAUGCAUUCAACCAUAUCCAUGAGAAUCAUGUUCACCUAGAAAGCGACUACGACGUCUGUCCGACAUGCGGAUCUCUCUCUGAAUGUCCGCACGACCGCGAAGAAUCCUCCGGCAGCCCCACCCAGCCGUCCUCGAGCAAGGUCUUUCCGCCGAGCACCGAUACCUGUGACAUGGUAACAAACCUCUUUGUCCCAGCACAUAGCGAGGUCUUCAACACAUACGGAGCGCGCCUCUCUAACGCAACUCUCCUCACGCGAUAUGGCUUCUCGCUUGAGGGCAACGAGAACGACAUCUUGUCGUGGAAUAUCUACGACCUGCGCAGCUCGUUACAUCCAAUGAACGUGGAUAUGUACGAGAGGCUUGUUAGCGGAUGGACGCGGUCCCGUUGGUCGGUGGUCUUGGAGGAUAGCACCCUGGUCUUCCGACCUGAUCUUGAGAACGAUACAUAUUCGCAGAGCGGAUCCAAUCUGCGCCGCUUUCUGUGUAUCAACAGCGAUGCGCAAGUCAGCGUACACCUAUGGCUCUGGGCUGCUUUUCGCAACAUGAGGUCUUCUGGAGCAGAGCAGGAUCUCGAUGAAUUUGUGCGUCUCCUUGGACGCGUUGCCGAGAUGCAGGUUCAGCUGGAGCACGUACUCGCGGAUGGUGGUGAGGAUGAAGGUACCGUGCAUGAUUCUGAUGCGCUAUCGAGACGCAUCCUCUCCGGUAUAGCCACAGACCUCUGUGUGCUCUGUGCACACCGCAUCACGCAGAUCGGGGCGCAUCCUGAACUCAGUUCCGCAGAGCUUGGCGAAAUGCUUGACAAUCUUCCGUCCAACAGACCAAAGACACGGCUUGCCCUCUCACAAGUGCUAGCAGAACGUGCAGUCGUGGAGAGCUGUGCGUCGGCUUGGAGAGCAUUGGAAGAACUUCUUGAAGAUGACCUCGAACUUGCGCCAUGA
Sparassis crispa is the source of this 1542-nucleotide messenger RNA. Its product is annotated as SET domain-containing protein. Bases 1 to 1542 code for a protein of 513 amino acids. The record is from RefSeq and is a predicted model, not a curated record. NCBI's taxonomy places the organism in Eukaryota, Fungi, Basidiomycota, Agaricomycetes, Polyporales, Sparassidaceae. Gene Ontology annotation, molecular function: protein-lysine N-methyltransferase activity. Gene Ontology annotation, biological process: peptidyl-lysine monomethylation. Gene Ontology annotation, cellular component: nucleus. The transcript has 7 exons.